Saprolegnia diclina VS20 is the source of this 2338-nucleotide messenger RNA. RefSeq lists its product as hypothetical. The coding region runs from base 31 to 2271 and encodes 746 amino acids. Lineage: Eukaryota; Oomycota; Saprolegniomycetes; Saprolegniales; Saprolegniaceae. The record is from RefSeq and is a predicted model, not a curated record. The transcript has 17 exons.
UAAAGUUGUACGCUAUUCUUAGUCAUCGCAAUGCAGAACAACCAAGAGGCACUGGACGCGCUCGUGGCCAAGGAGCAAGCAGGCGCCAAGAGAGACGACAAGGCGGAUCUCAACUUGACGUACCCGACCGGCGAACAGGCCGUUGUUUUCGACAGCGAUGGCUGCGGCUUUUGCUACUACGAGACGGGCCGCGUCGCUGUGUGCGUCAGCAAGGUGAACGCUCUCCAGCGCCGCCACACCUUUUACGAGAACAACCGACUGAAGCGCAUCUUGUGCUCGAUCGACGAGCACGUUGUCGGCGCCGCGGGCAAGCCCCACGGCACCAAGCUCGUCAUGACCAAAGACGGCGCGAUUCUCUCGGACGGCCACAAUGAUAUUGUUCACCAAUGGCGCUGGAACCCGCACGCGCAGAACGCGGGGACGCCGCCGACGGACCCGAUUGUUAUUGCGCUCAACGAAACCAUGACCUUCAAAUACGUCGACCGCAAGAAUGUGUCGGUGAAGUUCGUCAACUGCGGCAUCGCCCUCGAGUUUCACUGCGGCGAAAAGCUCAAGCGCGAAGACACGUACCUCGGGCACAGCCGCCGAAUCACUUCCGGGCCGCUGCGGGGCAAGCUCUUGGUCGACACGAGUUGUCCGAACCUUGUGCAGCGCCAAAAGCAAAUUGAGCUGGCGGCAUUGGAGAAGCGCAGCAAGCAGCAUCCACGAAGCGUCGACCUGCAGCACCCGUCCAUCAAAGAGGUCGUCACGGGCCUCGAACGCAAAUUUGACAAUUACGAGGGGUGCAAGGUGACGCCAUACUGCAGCGGUAAUUGGCUCCACGAUGCGCGCGAACGAACAUUGGCCGAGCUCCCCGUGCUGCCCCCAACGGGGUUCGAAGUCGGGACAGAGCCGACACUCUUUGGCCAGCCGAUGCAGCCGCACGAAACAAAGCAUUUGCUCCACAAGCUUAAAAACAAGGACGGGCAGUGGCUUGCGUCGCUCGAAAUUCGCCAAAAACUCGAACACGCCAACCCCGUGCUGCCACGAACAGCAGUUCUUUGUAAUGCCAGUGGUCGCUACAGCGUCGACAUUCAGGUGCCCGGAGGUAGCGCUGUGCCCAUGGGCCUGCGCCUUGAAGUGGUCUCAGCGUCGCAUCUCGACGAAUUUCUGGUCUCAGAUUGCGGCACUGACCAAAUCGUGCUCGUGGCAUGCUUGCGCGAAGACGACCGGCUCAGCCGCCACGCUGAGAAGGUGCUCGAACUCGUGCACCAAGUGCUGGGUGAAAAACCCGACGAGCUGCAACAACACGCCUUUUCCCAGUCGCUUGUGGCCAACAUUACCAACCACAAGUAUCGUCUGGUCAAAGUCGACUUGGCUGAGUCGCGCGCGCUCGCCAAGCGGUAUCGAGUGCACGCCGCUCCAACCUUUCUCUUCUUUUUCGAAGGCAAGCUGGUCAGCGUCUCGAGUCUGGGGGGACAAGCCCUGCGCAUCACGCCGACGACCAAGAACGCAAGCCUCACGCACCUCAUGGACCAGCCGCCGCGGACGCUUCUGGUCCAGGCCAACGUCAAGCUGCACGUGGCCAAUGAAAAGAUUCUGCGCAAGGAGCAAUUCGACUGGGACCUGGCCAUGAACGGAGAGCAAGCCCUCGUGCGCUUUGCCAAGAUGAGCAAAGCUCCAGCAGUCAACAACGUCGUGCCCAGCUACGACCUCGUUGUGCUCAGCGACGAUCUUAGCGAGGCCGACGGGCGUCUCCUUGACCGGUUUCUUCGGUCGGGCGACGGCAAGAAGGGCAAAUCGAGCGACGUCGUUGUCUGUCUCCUCUUGACCGCUCCGACCGUUGAAAUUGCCUUCUCUACUUUGAUCUGUGACCCGUGUCGCGUCGCGCACGGCCGUCGCACGAGCACAGCCGCCGAGAUUUCGGGGGUGUGCCCCCACUGCGGCAUCGUCCAGAAGAAGCUGGCGGCAGAGUUUGUGCCAAGCGCGCUCGCCGCCAUGGCGCACAUCGUCGUCUACAAGCACCUCCGAGCACCAACGCUCCACCGUCUCGCAGAGUACUGGCGAGAGCGUGUCGUGCGGCGCAAGUCGGACCAGCUGCACCGCGGGCCUGAGGUCGAGGCGCACUUGGGCUUCACAAAAGAGGCGUUCUUUCGAGAGAUGGACCUCGCACUUCACAACGGACGCCAAGGCCAUUUUCUCUCCAAGUCCCACAUCCCCGAGAUGGCACUGAGCGCCAACGAGACUUUAGUCGGUGCUACAAACCUCACCAAGCCGCCGCAUUCCGCUUAAUCGAACGCCCUUUGAAUCCAUCGCAAACCAGACAUACCCUUCGCCCUACUGCCGGUAACAAUACCGG